Molecule: messenger RNA, 921 nt
Organism: Fusarium graminearum PH-1
Lineage: Eukaryota; Fungi; Ascomycota; Sordariomycetes; Hypocreales; Nectriaceae
Exons: 4
Coding region: 1-921 (306 amino acids)
Molecular function (GO): catalytic activity
Source: RefSeq, a predicted model, not a curated record
AUGAAAGCGGCCGUUGUCCAGGCCGAGCCAGUCUGGUUUGACCUUGCAAAGACAGUCGAGAAGACUUGCAAGUUGAUCAAGGAGGCUGCUUCUAAUGGAGCACAGAUCGUUGCGUUUCCUGAGCUUUGGCUCCCAGGAUAUCCCACCUGGAUUUGGCAAGUAAUCAUCUGGCGUAUAAUGGCCCGCCCUAUGGACUUGGAAAUGUCUGUCAAAUACAUCAAGAAUUCUAUGAGAGUCGACUCAGAAGAAAUACAAGCGAUCCAAUCCUGCGCGGCAGAGAACAAUAUUGUGGUUUGUGUUGGAUUCUCGGAAUCGUGCGGCGGCUCCGUCUACAUCGCUCAAUGCACUAUUGAUAGCAACGGCGAGAUUCUGAUGACGAGAAGAAAACUGAAGCCGUUUCAUAUCGAAAGAACCCUGUUUGGCGAUGGUGGUGGAAAAUCUCUUGAUAAUGUCGCCUCGACUACAGUGGGCAGAGUUGGACAGCUAUCUUGCGGCGUACGUGAAGACAUUCAUUGUGCAGCAUGGCCUUGCGUGCCUACUCACUUGGGCGGUCCAGAGCCAUAUUCCAUGUCAGAUGAAGCUGUGGCAUCAAUCUCUCGAGUGUAUUCCAUUCAAGCUCAGUGUUACACCUUGCAUUCUACGACCGUGAUUACUGAGCCAUCUAUCGAACAGAUGGGGACAAAGCAAGCUCCAGUGUUCAAUGUGCCGGGAGGUGGUAAUGCAAAGAUAUUUGCGCCCGACGGGCGUCAACUCACAGAAGAUCUGCCAGCGACUGAAGAAGGGAUGGUCAUGGCAGACCUUGAUUUGGAUCAAAUCACAAUGCAUAAAUCGCUUCUAGAUAUUUGUGGACACAACGGUCGUCCUGAGCUCUUGUGGUUAGGUCGAGAUAGCUUUGAGAAGCUGCCAGUUCGUAGCAGCUAA